AUGGGAAAGUACAGUCAAGACCGCCCUCAUCACUUCUUGUUCAGCGACAAGUCGACAGCUGCUUACUCUAGUCCGGUACGGGCGUCGUUGAGGCGUUCAGGUUCGUUGGAUCUGAGCAACUUGUUCAAGAUCGAGCGCGACGACGUGAGGCCGGAACCGGCUGACGAGAAGGUAGAGCUGGGAGGGCGCCGCCGCUCUUCGACCAAGGCAGCGGUGAGCAAGGGCCGGAAGGUGGUUAAGGCCGCCCCUGCGCGGAGGUCGAGCCAUACCCGACGAGCGAGCAGCACCCGUCGUCACACUGGGGAUUCCCACUUUGUCAACACCGAGACGGACGCCGGAAGGAAGGGGGGCCGGAUGUCACCCGUGACCGCCAAGAGGACCUUGGCUGUACACAGAGCCUUGGGCGGGUCUGUCGCAACAGAGCCUGCCGCGAUCGACCUUCAGGUCGCACCCUUCUCAAAACAGAACAAAAAUCAGCGCGCCAAGGAAACGGUGGAACUAGACAUUCCGGUCAAAAUCCAAGUUGGGAUAGCUGAGCCCACCCAAAAGGCCGUCCGUAACAAAGGAGCUGCUCAGAACAAAGGGGCCGUCAAGAAGACUCCAGCGAAAAAAGUAGCGGCCAGGAAAGCCCCAGCCAAGAAAACGACGGCCAACGAGGCUGCUCCGGUGAAGGAGACGCACAAGGGCAUCACAGCCAGCCAACUGCCGAGGGAAGAGAAGCUGGCCAACCUCGAGAAGGCUCGUGAGGUCAAGGCUCAGAGUACCAAGGCACAGAGUACGAAGGCCCAGGGUACGAAGGCUCAGAGUACCAAAACUACAAAUCAGGAAAGUGGAACCAAGAACGUGCCUGCCAACAAAAUCCCUAAGUCCGAGAAGUUGGCCAACCUGGAGAAGGCCCGGUCGGUGAAGGCCAAGAAUACCCGAAGCGUGAAGAAGGCUUCUCCAAAGGCGGCUAAAAAGGCACCAGUAAAGAAGGCGCCCGUGAAGAAGGCACAGGCCGCGAAGGGUGCCGCAAAUCAGAAAUCAGUACUCAAGGUCCGUAAAGGCCCUAGCUCUAAGACCAAGGCUGCUAAAACCGAAGCGCAUGAGUAUGAAAUCGAUACGAUGGUUAUGAAAGAGCCUUUGACGGCUGGAAAGGCUGGCAGGAAUAGAACUCUUGAGGUGAACAAGAAGCAGGAUCUCACACCUUCAGUCAGGAACUUGUUGGAGCGCGCUGACGAAGCUUUUUCCGAGGGGUCCGACGACGACCACGCGAACGACCUCUACGUCGUGCACGAGUACGUCGCCGAAACCUCGGAAGGAACUUCGGAAGGCACAUCGAGUGUAUCUGACUAUGAGGAGGAGGUUGCUGAGAACGAUGGUUCUCUCGUUGGCAAGCUCAAAUCCUUCCUUUUCUGA
Messenger RNA from Gregarina niphandrodes, 1398 nucleotides. RefSeq lists its product as hypothetical. The record is from RefSeq and is a predicted model, not a curated record. The transcript has a single exon. NCBI's taxonomy places the organism in Eukaryota, Apicomplexa, Conoidasida, Eugregarinorida, Gregarinidae. The coding region runs from base 1 to 1398 and encodes 465 amino acids.